UAGGACCUGCUCUGUAUGGCUCCCUUGCCUGAGCUCUGCACCAUCGUGUUAUGUGUCUCCUUGUCUACAUGUUCCCGAAUUGACUUCCAGAUCAUUUCGGAGCGCACCAAGCCCAGGAUGCAUGAGUUCCAGUCUGAAGUGUUCAUGAUCAUUGGUGGCUGCACAAAGGAUGAACGAUUUGUGGCAGAGGUAACCUGCCUGGACCCCCUGAGGCGCAGCCGCCUGGAGGUGGCCAAGCUCCCACUGACGGAGCAUGAGCUGGAGAGUGAGAAUAAGAAGUGGGUGGAGUUUGCAUGCGUGACAUUAAAAAAUGAGGUCUACAUCUCAGGUGGCAAAGAAACAAAGCACGAUGUCUGGAAAUAUAAUUCUUCAAUCAACAAAUGGAUUCAGAUUGAGUAUUUAAACAUAGGCCGCUGGAGGCAUAAGAUGGUGGUGUUGGGUGGUAAGGUCUAUGUGAUUGGCGGUUUUGAUGGCUUACAGAGGAUCAACAAUGUGGAGACCUACGACCCGUUCCACAACUGCUGGUCAGAGGCUGCACCCCUCCUUGUCCAUGUGAGUUCCUUCGCAGCCACCAGCCACAAGAAGAAGCUCUAUGUGAUUGGUGGUGGGCCCAAUGGAAAACUGGCCACGGACAAGACUCAGUGUUAUGACCCUUCAACCAAUAAAUGGACUUUAAAGUCGGCCAUGCCAGUAGAGGCUAAAUGCAUCAAUGCAGUGAGUUUCCGGGACCGCAUCUAUGUCGUUGGUGGGGCCAUGAGAGCACUGUACGCCUAUAGUCCCCUGGAAGACAGCUGGUGCCUGGUGACACAGCUCAGCCAUGAGCGGGCCAGCUGCGGCAUCGCACCCUGCAACAACAGGCUCUACAUCACUGGUGGACGGGAUGAGAAGAACGAGGUCAUUGCCACUGUUCUGUGCUGGGACCCUGAGGCCCAGAAGCUGACGGAGGAGUGUGUGUUGCCCCGGGGGGUGUCACACCAUGGCAGUGUCACCAUCAGGAAGUCAUAUACCCACAUCCGAAGGAUUGUGCCUGGGGCAGUGUCUGUGUGACUGGUACCCUGAGCCCUUGACCACUGCCUCAGAGUCCUGCCUGUGUCCAUCCCACGCUAGCCCCUGGCUUGCAGCUGAGGCCAUGAGUGGCGUGCUCUGGGACAGCUAGGAUGUCACAGCCAGGAAUGUUUGUGUGACUACCUCACGAGGAAAGAUGAGGAGAAGAAUAAUAGUUGACAUUCAGGACACACCUACCAUCCCUGGGUCCCCAUUUAACUAUGGUAACGUCCCGGUGCCUGGCUGUCAUCACUACUGUCUUGCAGGUAAGGAAAUCGAGUUUCAGGAAGGCUAAGAAUCUUGUCCCAGGUGGCUCAGACAGCAAGUACCUAAGCCAGGAGUCAAAACCUAGGUCUUUCCAUUUCAAAGUCAGCCUAUCCUUCCCACCAGGCUUAUCAGGGAAAACAAAAACAAAACCCCAAACCUGGCAAGUCUGCUCAAAGAUUCACUCAGCAAGGCAGGCAAAUAAGGUGUUUCUCCCCUCCCCUCUUUCUUCCUUUUAUCCCUUGUAUUAAACCACAUGGAAUCCUUUGUCCUGGAGCCUUUUGGGCCCCAUGUCAAGAGUGUCUCAAGUUUUGCACUGGACAGGUCUGUGGGGACCUAUCUGGGAAAACAUGUUUGCUUCGAAAGAAGUGAAAGACUUGUCUUCUGUUCUCCCCACAUCCAAGCCUCUAUUUUUUAUGAUCACAGGAUGGCCCACUUUGGACUAGGACUGUCAAUGCCAGACAGAAUUACUUUCCCCACAGUCUGGUACCCUGUCUCUUACUGUUCAACAGUUGUACUAUAAUAUAGAAAAAAGAUUUCCAGAGACUCAAACUACUGUUUUGUUUUUAAAUGUAAACAUGGCUGGCCACUGCCGGAAAGUCAGAUUCUUCUGGAUGGUAUAUUCAUUCUACUUUUAGGCAAUGAUUUGGGUCUGUGUUCCUGGGACCUCAUCCUUCUGGAACAUUAGUUUGCAGGAUCUUUUUAAGCUCUUCUACUUGGAUUUUGGAUCAGCUUGGCUCAAAGAAUAGAAUCUGCCCUUCACUGUAAGCGAAGAUCUUUCAAAUGAGCUCAUUGGAAAUGCACUCUAAUCCCUGAGGUGGAGAAAUAGGUUAAGAGAUCCUGUUUCAUAUGCUGUAGUUAAAAGCAUAGUAACUGCAUUACCCGAGAUCCUUUAUUUUCAUAGUAUGAUUUCAAUUCUCUUUAUAGAGUUUUAUAUUAUGCCAGAGGGGGCAAAUUGUGCUUGUACUUCUCAGCAGUUUGGGAAUUGAGAGAAAUUAGAGUUGAUAGUUGAAAAAGUUAUGGUCAGAAGAACCUGAUGUUCAAAACAAAUUUAAAAACCUUGGAGAAAUUACAAGUGAGAUUUCUGUUUAUGCCUAGAUUGUUGAGGAUAAAUAGAAACGCAUGUGUUAUGAAAAGUAGGAUGGGACGAUGCAAACAUAUUUGUGGACAUUUAGAGCAUCUGUCACUCGUAAGCACUAGCAACCUUCACGAAGCUCUCAAUGGAAGCAAUUUAGUCUGGUUCAAUUUAGCCAAGUCUCAGAAACACCAAUGAACGACAAAUCCUCAUCCUAGAGACACUGAAUAAAUGGGUAAACAGGCCACCAGUAAAUAGUCUAACUUUUCUUCAAGUUAGCUAAAAAUGAGAUGCACAGGAAGUUCUAAGAAUACACCCAAGUCUUGGUUGCUUUUCAAGGGAUCUGCUCGGGAAUUUGUGGACUUAGGUCAACUACUAGUGAUUUCUUACCUGUCUGUCUCCUCGAGAUUGUGUUUACAAGCCAUUUACUUGUGAGUGUAGGAGGAAAAAAAUCACUCUUGGUCCAAAGGCUAUUUCAGGGAGGAGCUUCUAAAGAGGAAAUCCAGUGACAGCAUAAGUAGCACACACAGAGGGCCUUUGCUCGCAGAGAGAGUGCUCCUUGUCAGGGCGUCCAUGACUGUCUUUUGAUAGAGCAAUCAGCAAACUCCGAGAUCCCCAGCAUGUCAAGCCUAUGCUGACAAAGUGAGGAUUUAGGAUCUCUGAGUUAUAAUCUUGAGCCUAAUGCAGGACUCGGUUGUAGAGUUUAGAGUUCAGAAUCCCUAAAUGUGAACAAGGAGAGGCUCUGAUUUUUAUAACGUCAGAUAAGCAAGUGGAUUUAAAAUCACAGGUACCUGUGCUCAAGACACAGAGAUUCUAAAUAAUGGCAUAGGAUGGGGACAGAUGCACCUAUUAAAAAGAUCUAAAGUUUCUGCAUUUGAAGUUGCUAGUCUGUGGCUUUUAGGGAAAGAGAAAGAGUUCAAGUCAUUUGGAAAAAAAAAAAAAA
Molecule: messenger RNA, 3326 nt
Organism: Castor canadensis (American beaver)
Lineage: Eukaryota; Metazoa; Chordata; Mammalia; Rodentia; Castoridae
Source: RefSeq, a predicted model, not a curated record